AUGACUUCUAUAGAUUCGUUGUUGUCUGAACCGCUUGGUAGUCGUCUGGAUUCUGUGGUCAAUACGCAACGGCACAGUGCCGAAACUGAUCCAACAACUUCAAAGCUAAAACGAUCACCGGCGAUGUAUUUGGCCAACGAAGAACAACGUCAGGCCAACAUCAAUGGUAUCGAGCCUCAAUCGCAGUUUAAGCUACGGCAGAUUGAUAUAGCGGGUAAAACGGCAGGAGGAACGUUCGGUCAUACCAUUAAUGAGGCCAGUAGUCUUUAUUCAUGUUUGUUACCUCCUAACGCUGUCUCCGCAUGA
Molecule: messenger RNA, 306 nt
Organism: Enterobius vermicularis (human pinworm)
Lineage: Eukaryota; Metazoa; Nematoda; Chromadorea; Rhabditida; Oxyuridae
Source: the annotation of a GenBank genome assembly